AUGUAUCCCGAAGUCCAUUGUACUGGCGAAACAAUAAUUACACAAGGUGAAAAAGGCGACAAUUUCUAUAUUAUUGAUCAAGGAGAAGUCGAUGUAUUUAUUAAUAACGAUUUAGUAACAACAAUAUCAGAAGCGGGAAGUUUUGGUGAAUUAGCUUUGAUCUAUGGAACACCUCGUGCUGCAACAGUCAAUGCUAAAACAGACGUGAAAUUGUGGUCGUUACAUGGUGAUACAUAUCGUCGGAUAUUAAUGGAUAGUACAAUGCGAAAAAGAAAAAUGUACAAAGAAUUUUUAAGCAAAGUAUCAAUUUUAGAAUCAUUAGAUGAUUGGGAACGUUUGACAGUAGCAGAUGCAUUGGAACCAGUUCAGUUCGAAGAUGGUGUUGAGGUAGUUAGACAAGGUGAUAUUGGUGAAGAAUUCUUCAUCAUUGUUGAGGGUAAUGCUAUUGUAUAUCAAAAAACAUCGGAAUCUCCUGACCCAGUUGAAGUAGAUACUCUAGGACAAUCGAAUUAUUUUGGAGAAAUCGCACUUCUAUGUAAUAGACCACGUGUGGCAACUGUGGUAGCGAAAGGACUUUUGAAAUGUGUUAAACUAGAUCGAGCACGAUUUGAACGUGUUUUGGGACCAAUACAAGAUAUUUUAAAACGUCAAAUCCCAAUGUAUAAUUCUGUUAUUCGAUUAGAUCAACUUCGAGCUGCAAGUGCCAAAAAUGAUGCAACUCAUUAA
Molecule: messenger RNA, 726 nt
Organism: Didymodactylos carnosus
Lineage: Eukaryota; Metazoa; Rotifera; Eurotatoria; Philodinida; Philodinidae
Source: the annotation of a GenBank genome assembly